Messenger RNA from Chlorella variabilis, 2931 nucleotides. RefSeq lists its product as hypothetical. Lineage: Eukaryota; Viridiplantae; Chlorophyta; Trebouxiophyceae; Chlorellales; Chlorellaceae. Bases 1 to 2931 code for a protein of 976 amino acids. The transcript is spliced from 7 exons. The record is from RefSeq and is a predicted model, not a curated record.
AUGAGUCGGCAGCGCCGCAGCCAGUGGCUGGCCCUGCGGGUGCUCCUGCUGGCUGCGGUGGCUGGGAGUGCAGCAGGCGAAAACUGCGUGGGCAGGGCGGGCACCUACCACAACGUGGGCUCCAGCUUCAUGGAUGGCGCCGACGACGUGAUUGAGCUGGAUGUGCAAACGGUUGGGGACGCGAUGGAGGCAUGCUGUGCCGCAUGCACGUCCCGAGUGCAGGGCACCGAGCGGUGCAAGGCCUGGGAUACUUUCGUGGACCCAGAGCUCAACAUCUUCCUGUGCCAGCACUACAUCAGCUACACGCCCAACAUCCUCACACCCGGCUGCGACCCGGAGUCUGGCUUUGGCCUGCUGAGCUCCCUUGACGCCGCGGGGCUGCAGCAGGACGUGUGCGAGUCGCCGCCGCCGCCGCCGCCGCCGCUGCCGCCGCUACCGCCCCCGGCGCGGCCCCCCUCGCCGCGGCCGCCGCCGCCCAGCCCGCAGCCUCCGGACCCCCCCGGCGGCCGCCCGCCCUCGCCCAGCCCGCCCGCCGCAGCCGGCCUCAAGGGCCCGCCGCCGCCGCCGCCCAAGCCGCCCACCCCGCCGUGGCCGCCGCUGGGGCUGGUGGUGGAGAGAAGCCCGCCGCCUCCCCGGGACACGCCCGUACCCAGCCCGGGGGGAGACAGCCCGAGCCCAGACGUGUACAGCCCUAGCCCCGACAAUUACUACUUGCCGCCGCCCCCCCCCGACGACCCGGACGCGCCGCCCAGGCCACCGUCGCCGCCGUCGCCGCCCAAACGGCCGCCCCCGCCACGCAAGCCUCCCCGUCCACCGCUGGGUGGCUUGGCCGCCAGGCCGCCGCCGCCGAAGGGCGGCCCGGGGCCUGGUCCUGGCGGCCCCAGCCCUUCGCCUGGCGGCGGCAGCAGCCCCAGACCCUCGCCUGGCGGCGGCGGAGGCCCAAGCCCUUCGCCUGGCGGCGGCGGAGGCCCAAGCCCUUCGCCUGGCGGCUCCGGCGGCACCAGCCCUUCGCCUGGCGGCCCCGGCGGCCCCAGCCCUUCGCCUGGAGGCCUCGGAGGCCCCAGCCCUUCGCCUGGCGGCCCCGGCGGCCCCAGCCCUUCACCUGGAGGCCCCGGAGGCCCCAGCCCUUCGCCUGGAGGCCCCGGAGGCCCCAGCCCUUCGCCUGGAGGCCCCGGCAGCCCCAGCCCUUCGCCUGGAGGCCCCGGAGGCCCCAGCCCUUCGCCUGGAGGCCCCGGCGGCCCCAGCCCAUCACCAAGCGGCGGCGGCAAUGGCCCUGGGGGCCCCAGCCCUUCGCCUGGCGGCGGAGGCGGCAAUGGCAGCCCCAGCCCCUCGCCAGGAGGCGGCGGCAACGGCCCCGGCGGCCCCAGCCCUUCACCUGGCGGCGGCGGCGGCAACGGCCCGAGCUCUCCCAGCCCCUCCCCAGGCCCCGUGCCGACCCCGGGCGGCGGCGGCAGCGGCAGCCCAGCCCCCACGCCCGGCGGCAGCGGCCCCUCAGGCCCCUCGGGGCCUUCUGGUUCUCCGGGAGCCCCUGGGGCGGAUGGCCAGCCGGGCUCCCCAGGCUCAACCAUUUACGUGCCGGUGCCGGUGCCGUCUGGCGGCGGCAGCGGCGGCGGCGGCGGCGGGCCCAUCUAUGUGCCCGUCCCCAGCGGCGGAGGAGGAGGCGGCGGGCCCGUGUACGUGCCGGUACCGGUUCCUGUGGCGGGAGGCGGCGGAGCCCCUACUCCCAUCUAUGUGCCCACGCCCGUGGACGGAGGCGGCGACAGCGGCGGCGGCGGCGACACCAGCGGAGGCGGCGACAGUCCUGGGCUGAGCCCCGGCGCCAGCCCCAGCCCUGGGGCCAGCCCCAGCCCCGGGGAGCCCUCCAGCCCCGCCUUUGUGCCUGUAACACCCAACUCAGUGGCCAGCCCCGACCCCGGGCUGAACCCUGAAGCCCCGGACGGCGGCGGCGGCGGCGAGGUGUGGGUCCCGCAGGGGCCCGGCCUGCCGCCGGUGCUGGCGCCCGUGCUGGCGCCAGCCGACAUGGCCCCCGGGGCUGCCCCCAUCAUCGGCGGCGACCCCGCUGCCGGCCCAGGCUUGAUAGGCGAGGCGCCGGCGCUGGCGCCGGCGCCCGUGUCGGAGCCCGCCCCCUCGCUGCCCGUGCCCCUCCCCGCGCCUGCCUCGCCCUUCCCGACCAUUGGCCCCGCGCCAGCCACCCCGGAGGCGAUGUGUGGGGAGACGGGGGCGGUGCUGCUGUGCAACAGCACCUUCUUCUCGCUGCCCAUGGUCCAGUACAGGGAUCGCUGGCACCUGGUCUCCUUCCCCUGGCAACCCGAGCAGGCGGCCACCGCCGCCAAUACCUUCUGCCGCUACCACGGCUACCGGGCCGCCGCCACCACCCGCCCCUUCACCCUGCCCACCUCGCUCAUGCAGCAGGCGGACGCGUUUGUGGUGUACGACUCGCUAGUGCCGGCGGAGGACGUGGACAGCCCUCGCGUGUGCACCGGCAUGGCCUGCACCGCGUUUGCGGUGAUAGAGUGCGUGCCGUACGGCGGCUCCCCCUGCCAGCCCGACGCCGCACAGAACAUCGGCACGCGCAACACGGGCGUGGGCAACGUGGGGCACAACAACGAGGGCUCCCACAACCUGGGCUCCAACAACGUCGGCUCCCGCAACAUUGGCGACUUCAACCUGUGCACCCUGUGCCUGGGCCACCGCCUGACAGGGUUUGGGCUGGCGGGGCCGCCCGCCCUGCUGGCGGACGAGGACUCGCACGUGGCGCCCGCCAGCGCGGGCAUGGGCCCGGCCGGCAGCACGGGCAUCGGCACGGGCAGCACGUUUGGCUCGAGCUCGGGCGUGGGGCCGGGAGGGGUGGUGCUGCACGGCGGCGGCGGCGGCGGCAGCGGAGGAGCGGCAGGAGGGGGAGCGGAGGAGCCGACAAAGGAGGAGUUGUGA